Entrophospora sp. SA101 is the source of this 2847-nucleotide messenger RNA. NCBI's taxonomy places the organism in Eukaryota, Fungi, Glomeromycota, Glomeromycetes, Entrophosporales, Entrophosporaceae. The record is from the annotation of a GenBank genome assembly.
AUGCCAAAUAAUAGAAAAAGACAUAUUGAUUAUAAAGAUAAUAUUUCACCUAAUAUAAAUGAUGGAAAGCCGAAAAAAAGAUGUAUUGAUGAUAAAGAUGAUAAUAUUACAACAAUGGACACAAUAAAAAAUGUUUCCCUGUUUGCACUGUCCACAGGAGAUGCCUUUACAAAUUAUGUACCAAUACUUAAAACAAUCUGUGAUUUAUGUGAAACAAUUAUAAGACUUUAUGAUACUAUUAAAGAAAAUAAGACAAUUUCUAUAGCAUUAAUUCAUAGAGUUGAAUUGGCACAUAACAAUAAUGGACCUAUACACUUGACACAUGAAGAUGGGUAUGAUGUUAAUGAUCAAGGUCUUAAGACUGGCUUAUUAUCAUCUACAGAGUAUCAAAAUUAUAAUAAUCAACAUUUGAUGGGAAAAGAAGGAGAUUCAACAUCGAUAAGGUCAUUCGAAUCAUUGUCAACAGAUAUUGGACCGCAACAACAGUAUUAUGAUUAUACGGCCAAUAUCGGAAUUGCGACGGGUGGUGAGGAAGUAGGUAUGGAAACAUCUGAAUAUCCACCUAUGCGACAACAGCCACAAUUACAGCAACAAUAUGGAGCAGCAAUAACAGGUCAUCCGCUAAUACCAAUAGAACAACAGCAAUUUUAUCAGCAAAUAGACCAACUAAGAUCUUUAUGGGUUGAGUAUCGUGCUGUAAACGAAACUGGUAAUGGUAAUAACGAUUAUGGUGAUCAGUCAGAAUGGGCCAGAGGAAAAUUACAGACGAUAUUAACGGAACUUGAUAAACUUAUACAAGAACAAGUUUUAUGGAAAUCAACUUUAUCUGCUGAAAUAGAGGAUUUAUUGAUAGAAAUAGAGGAAUAUAGUCAAUUGUUUGGUCGUAAUGUAGACACGAUAAUAUCACAAGCUGCUUUAUUGCAUGUUGAAAUAAAUAAUUUAACGCGUGAUAAAUUAUCAAGUAUACGAAAUGAGUUAAAAGAGGAAGCUGAUUUGACAAGGGAGAAUAUUAAGAAAUGGUUGACAAGUCUUCGAACAUUUGUUAAAGAGUUAGAUUCUGAUUAUGUCGUUCCGUCUGACGAGGUGUUUGAGAGUAAUUUGGGUACAGCUGUACUUGGUCUUCGAAACGAAUUUGAAGAAUCAUCGAUUCAACUUCAUUAUUAUUGGGACACUCUUUGCUACAAACCAAAAGAUGAAAUAGAUAAGGCUUUAUCACAAUUAUUUGUUGAUAAACCAAAUCCAAAGGACAUUUUUGAAGCUUACACAGAACGUAAACAGAAAUUGAUGAUGUUGAAGAAAACUAUACAUAACUUCUAUGAAGAAUUGGAUAUUCCGAAAGAGAAAAGAUUGGAAUUUAGUGAUUCGUUGGACGAAGAGAAUAUCGAUAAAUUAUCAAAAGAAUAUGAAAGCCUUCGUGAAAUUAUGAGACAACGAAUUCAAAAGGCUAUCGACGAGUAUACAGUACAAUUGGGUGAAUUAUGGGAUAAAUGUUUGGUUCCUCAAUAUGAACGUGAUGAAUUCUUUUCAAAUUUACAUUCAUUGAAUUCUGCUGAAGAAGUAUACGAAUUACUCGCGCAAGAAAUUGAUCGUCUUCAAGAUCUUUAUGCUAAAUGUGCCAAGAUAUAUAGAUGGAUGUUAGAAAGACGUGCUUUAAUCGAGAAAAUGAUUGAAUUUGAGAAAAAGGCUUCUGACCCACGUCGUCUAUUCCAAAGUUCAUUUCGAUUAUUGGAAGAAGAAAAAUGGAGAAAAACAUGUUGGCCCAAUUUGGUUAAGAUUGAAGAUCAACUAAUCAAUGCUUGUGUUGCUUAUGAAGAAUCUGAACGUAAACCUUUUAUGCAUGAAAGCAAACGUUACUUGGACACUUUGCAAUCUGAAAUUUCUGAGCGUAUUGUAAAUCAAAUGUUCUUCGGUUUUGAACAAUUUGGCUCUAAAAAUACAAAAAACGCUAACAAUAAUGAUGAUGAAAACAGCAAUAAAUCAAAAAAUGCUUCAAAACGUAAAGAUAGCCAAAAGGCAAUGCCAAGCAGACCAUCUUCACCUACCAACGAAAAUAAAAGAAAUAGCAGAUUAUUUGCUAAAGCUCCAUCAGCUAGUCGUUCAGUUUCACCUUCAAAUGGUAAUAGUAAUGGAAGAUCUCCACAAUCACGUAGAAACAGCCAAUAUAUCCCUAGUAGAUCUGUAUCACCCACAGGUCUUAACAAUAAUGGAACUAAAUCAAGAAGAAAUAGUCAAGCUAUUAGUCAAGCAAUUACUCAAGCCAUGAUGGGUGGCAAUAGUAGAGCACCAAGUAGAGCGCCAAGUAGAGCACCAAGUAGAGCACCAAGUAGGACACCAAGUCGGGCACCAAGCAGAGCUGUUUCGCCUGUACGUUCUAAUUCUAACAUUUCACGAAACGUAUCACCCGUUAGACCUAAUCAUAGGAGUAAUUCAGAAACAUCUCCCUCGUCAUCAACGAAAAAGCGUAAUAGUUUAUUUGUUAAAAAUUCCAUUGAUCCAUUAUCGCAUCUCAACUCGAGUAACAAAGCUUCGUCAAAUACAUCUAGUGAAUCGUCAUCAUCGAUAUCUUCAGUUGCAACUCCAACUAUGUUAGAACCAUCAUCAUCUCCUUAUAUUGUUAAUGUAUUAUCAUCAUCAAAAAAGCCUUUGUCUUCUGCUUCCACUACUCCUUCAAAUUCUUCAUCUUUACCAACACCUAUAACUAGGCGUACUAAUUCUGCACCGGUUAGGCCAAGACCAAAAAGCAUAGUAAAUGGCAAUGUUUCUAGUUUCUCUAACGAACCAUCAUCGAUGUUAAAAAGACAAAAACAUAAUUAUGAAGAAUAUAAGAUGUUAGAAUUAAAUCAAUAG